Molecule: messenger RNA, 916 nt
Organism: Abrus precatorius (Indian licorice)
Lineage: Eukaryota; Viridiplantae; Streptophyta; Magnoliopsida; Fabales; Fabaceae
Product: cysteine proteinase inhibitor 6-like
Exons: 5
Coding region: 22-711 (229 amino acids)
Molecular function (GO): cysteine-type endopeptidase inhibitor activity
Source: RefSeq, a predicted model, not a curated record
GAGUCAAAUUUGAGAGUGAAGAUGACGAAGCUCUUUGGGGUUUGUGUUGCUACUUUGCUUGCAUUUUUUGGGCUCUGUGAGUUGGGUCUGUGCAUGCAACACGACAACCUCAUUAGGAUGAAAGUGGGAGCAUACGAGGCCAAUCUUAACUCUCCUGAGAUCGAGAACCUUGCUCGUUUCGCCAUUCAAGAGCACAACAACAAAGAGAAUGCCUUUCUUGAAUUUGCAAAGGUAUUGAAAGCCAAAGAACAGGUGGUAGCAGGUAAGAUAUAUUAUCUUACCCUGGAAGCAAUUGAUGCUGGAAAGAAGAAGAUAUAUGAAGCCAAAAUUUGGGUGAAGCCAUGGAUGAACUUCAAGCAAUUGCAGGAAUUCAAGUGUGCUCAUGUCAUCCCUCCCUUUAGGAGUUCAGAUCUUGGUGUUAAGCAAGAGGGACCCAAAUUAGGAUGGCAUGAAGCACCCAUUCAUGCUCCUGAGGUCAAGGAUGCUGCAAAUUAUGCUGUCAAGUCCAUUGCACAGAGGUCCAACUCUCUGUCUCCUUAUGAACUUCUGGAGAUUGUUCUAGCCAAGACCAAGGUCAUCAAUGAUUAUGUCAAAUUUAACUUGCUUCUGAGGGUAAGCAGGGGAAUCAAAGAAGAGAGAUUCAAGGUUGAAGUAAAUAAGAAACUAGGAGGAAAGUUUUAUGUGAGCUGGAUGGAGAAAGAUCAUUCCUGAGUUGAUCAACUAACCUUGUAUUUAUUGAUGCCAGUGGAGUGAUGCUGUAUGAAAAAUUUACUUUAAUGUGAACGUGUUACGGUUAUGUGCAUUGCUCUGAAUGUUGUAAAGGGUAGGUAAUACGUAUACGAACUAUUUGAGAUACAUAUGCUACAUACCUUUCAUGUAUUAUCUGUAAAUAGUGAGUAUAUAAUUAGUUUGUCUU